AUGGUUGCAGUUCAAGAAGCUGAAGUGGGAACAACUGCUGCUAUUCCUGCGGUUGUGGUAGAAGUGCCCAGACCUGUUAGUACCUUGACAGUGGUGACCAACCCCCUGAAGCCCCCAAUUAUUGCUGUUCAUCUACCACGGCCUCCUUUGCUGAUCCAUAACUGGGAAGCCAUUGACCAGCUGAUGAAAGAUCUGGACCUACUACAUAGACAGAACAUGGCCCCCAAACCCAUACUUGAGAUGAGUCUUGGCCUUGCAAGGGAUGUGCUCAACCUCCAUGAUCGUUAUGAGGAUCUCAAGCCCACCUUUAAGACUUCUGAGUUUUGCAAGGCCACUCAUGAAACCAACUUGGCUGAUUUUGCAAAGCAGAAGAAGCAAUUGGUAGAAUGCAGGGAGGUGCAGAAUAGGCUCGGGGCUGGACUGAGCUCCAAGACCAAGGCUACCUUCCUUGUGCAGAGCAUGGUUGCAACUUCCAGACCAGCUUUGGAAAUUGCAGAGGCUUCAAUCCACCAGGGGGUGCUGCUUCAGAAGGAACUCUCCAUCAAGAAAGUGAACUUGCAAGAAACCCUUAGGAAGUUAGGGUUUUGA
Molecule: messenger RNA, 588 nt
Organism: Prunus armeniaca (apricot)
Lineage: Eukaryota; Viridiplantae; Streptophyta; Magnoliopsida; Rosales; Rosaceae
Source: the annotation of a GenBank genome assembly